Messenger RNA from Kogia breviceps (pygmy sperm whale), 1609 nucleotides. The record is from RefSeq and is a predicted model, not a curated record. NCBI's taxonomy places the organism in Eukaryota, Metazoa, Chordata, Mammalia, Artiodactyla, Physeteridae.
GAGGCGGCCCUGAUGAGGCCGGCUCAGGGUCCCAUGGCAGUGGCAGAAAUGCUUAUGGACCCUGUACAGGACACUCUGUAAGGAGGUGAAGGAAGUGCCAAUGGUGUGGGCUGGGGCUGUCUGUGGAACUGUCACUGUGGAAGGGUCAGAGUCAUGAGGAAGGUGCAGUCCACCGAGUGAGAUGCAGGACCGUGUGGUCUUUGAGGACAUGGCCCUGUAUUUCUCCCAGGAGUGGGGCCUCCUUGAUGAAGCUCAGAGACACUUGUACCAUGCUGUGAUGACGGAGAACUUUGCACUUGUGACCUCUCUAGGUUGUUGGCAUGGAGCCCAGGAUGAGGAGGCACCUUCUGAGUAAAGUGUUUCUGUAGGGAUGUCAGAGGUUGGGACUCCAAAGCCAGAUCCAUCCACCAAGAAGGCCCAGCCCUAUGAGAUGUGUGACCCACUGUCCAAAGACCUUUUGCACCUACCAGAGCAUGACGGAAUGUACCCCAAUAAAGGGCUAUAUGUUUGUGGGACACACCUUUUCCAGCACCAGAAGGAGCAGAUUAGAGACAAACUUUCCAGAAGGGAUGAGGGGCAGCCUUCAUUUCUUACCAACAGCAGCAUUCACUUGGCAGAGAGGACCUUGACUUAGCAGAGACAGAAAGACUUCCCAGGCAGCAUAGGCCUUCUGCAGCAGCUGGCCCCUCACAGUGUGGGGAAGCCACACAAGGACACUGAGUGCAGGGAGGCCUUUGGUAGACAGAGUGAUUACAGGUGUGCUCACUGUGGGAAAGCGUUCAGCUGAGAAAAGAUGCUUGUUGAGCACCAGAAAAUCCACACUGGAGUAAGGCUUUAUGAGUGCAGCAAAUGUGGGGAAUUCUUCAAGUACAACGCUAACUUCAUAAAACAUCAGAGAAUUCACAAUGGAGAUGAGUGUAGAGAAUGUGGAAAAUUCUUUAGAUACAACUACAGACUGGUAAGACAUGAGAGAAUUCACACCGGAGAAAGGCGUUAUAAGUGCAGUGAAUGUGGGAAAUCUUUCAUGUACAGCUCCACAUUCAUUAGACAUCAGAGAGGUCACAUUGUAGGAAGGCCUUAUAAGUGCAGUAAAUGUGGGAAAUUCUUUCAGGAUAACUCCACACUCAUUAAACAUCAGAGAGUUCACACUGGAGAAAGGCCUUAUGGGUGCAGUGAAUGUGGGAAAUUCUUUAGGUACAUCUCUACACUCACUAGACAUCAAAGAAUUCAUACUGUAGAAAGGCCUUAUGAGUGCAGUGAAUGUGGGGAAUUCUUUAAGUACAAGUCCAAGCUUAUUAAACAUUGGCAAAAUCACACUGGAGAAAGGUCUUACGAGUGCAGUGAAUGUGGGAAAGGCUUCAGGUGCCACUGCAGACUCAUUAGACAUAAGAGAGUUCACAGUGGAGAGAGGCCUUAUGAGUGCAGCGAAUGUGGGAAAGCCUUUAGCCAUAAGAAUGUACUUCUUCUGUCGAAAACCCAUAAUGGAGAAAGGCCUUAUGAGUGCAGAAAAUGUCAGAAGGCCUUAAUUAGGAAGUCCUACCUCAUAAAUCACCAGAAAAUCCAUAGUGAAAACGAUAUGAGUGCCCUUAAUGUGGCGAAUUCUUUUUUU